Molecule: messenger RNA, 7052 nt
Organism: Diachasma alloeum
Lineage: Eukaryota; Metazoa; Arthropoda; Insecta; Hymenoptera; Braconidae
Gene: Mdr49
Product: multidrug resistance protein homolog 49
Exons: 17
Coding region: 1073-5107 (1344 amino acids)
Biological process (GO): transmembrane transport
Cellular component (GO): membrane
Molecular function (GO): ABC-type transporter activity; ATP binding; ATP hydrolysis activity
Source: RefSeq, a predicted model, not a curated record
UCGGCCUUCUGUCGGUGAGACGUCGACAAGCCCCAGGUGGUAUUGUCAACUCAGUGAUCCAAAGUAUUACAGGCCGUAAACACAAGGGCCCAUCUUUUCACUCUGUUUCGAGCCACAAGGACUGGAAGAAAGAAUUGGAGUAAAAUAUCUAGGCUAUCGUUGUUAUUGUGGUGAGGUUAGGCACAAAGGGGAGAUUGCAAAGAAAUAAAGAAGUCGCUGAUUUCCUUGAGUUUUUCCGCUCUGCCCCUCGGCCGUUCAUUUCUCUCUUUACUGACGGCAAAGGACAGUUUCAUUCGGCAGAGCAUACAAUAUAAUCAAUAUCGUUCUGCCACUCCAUUGGAAAAAAGAGAUCUUGAGACCUAAUUUGUGCAUGGCUACCGUAAUUGUUGGCUAGCUGGCCAACGAAAUUUUAGAGCGGCAGACGCAAUCCAGCAGCCUGUAUCCGAUGAGUGCUAGAUUGACAGGAGGUCAUAUGGUGAAGCAGAGGCGGUUUAUCGGCAACACAAACAACAAAAUGAUUAAUAUAAGAGAAAAGUCAUUACGUAAAAUUUAAAUAUUCGGAAGAACCAUUUUAUAGUUCAAUGAAAGAAGGAUUUUUAAGAAGAACGCUCAAUAAAGCUGCGACGGAUCUAUCCAUUGAAAGAGGUUGAAGAAAGCUCUUAAUGGAUCCCAUCCAUUGAUCCAUUGUGAUUGAAACGUGAUUGAUGUUUUCAUUUACCAAAUGCCCUCUUUAUUAUAACAGAAGGUUCUUUUUUAGGUACAUGAGACUGGAUUAUUGGAGAAUUGAAUAUAAAAAUCGAUUUAUAAGGUUAAUGGAAAACCAAAGGAAUUAUCGUGAUAUAUUACUGUAAAUAUAUUUUCUACGUAUUUGUGAGCAGCGAUUAGUGAGAGAUAAAAGGUGCAUAGUCAAUUAUUCAGUGGAUGAUAAAUAGUUAUUGGAUUAUUUAAAGUAUUGGAUACGAUUGGAUGGUGAUUCAGCCACACAACAAAACUAUUUCUAUUAUUUUCACUCGAAUUUGUGUGCCGUCGUGGCAGUGUUUCAUCAUAAUGAGUUGUUAACUGAGAAUGCGCGAUGACGCAGCGGAUUUAUCAGUGGUCAACGAGCCCUCGCGAGGCCGUACCUCAGGGUAUCCAAAUGGAGCCCCCGAGAAUAAACUCCAAUCACCGAGGAAAAAUCCUCUCGAGGUACACACAGCAAGACAAGGAGAAGGCUGAAUGGGAAGCUGAUUACAUGCUAAAGGAUAAUGAAGAACCCAUUGAGUUUGUCCCACCGCAAACAAAGGAGGAGGAAAAACCAGCACCGACACCAUCUCUUCCACCCGUGCCUUAUUACAAACUCUUCCGAUUUGCGACACUCAGUGAGUUGAUGUACGUACUUGCGGGCCUGUUCAUGGGGACCUUGACAGGCCUCUGUAUUCCGAUAUCAACGAUACAGUAUGGUGAAUUCACUACACUCUUGGUGGAUAGAAAUACGGCGAACCAAACGAGCACACCUACUCUCAUCAUGGCUUGGUUUGGCGGUGGAGCGGUCUUAGGACCUAAUGCAACAGAGGAGGAGCGAAUGGAUGCUUUGUACGACGACUCUGUAGCAUUUGGCGUGUCAUGUGCAGCCCUAUCAACACUGCAAUUCUUCUUCGCUAUAUUUACAGUGGACUUCCUCAACGUAGCGGCCUUCAGACAAAUUGCCAGAGUCCGCAGAAUGUUCUUGAAAGCUGUGUUGCGACAGGAUAUGUCUUGGUACGAUACGAAUACAUCAACCAACUUUGCCAGCAGGAUAACAGAGGAUUUAGACAAAAUGAAGGAGGGAAUUGCCGAGAAACUCGGAAUUUUCACUUACCUCAUGGUAUCCUUCAUAUCGUCCAUCAUCAUAUCGUUUAUCUACGGUUGGAAACUCACUCUCGUGGUUUUGAGUUGUGCCCCAAUUAUCGUUAUUGCCACUGCAAUUGUGGCUAAAGUUCAGAGUUCCCUGACUGCCCGUGAAUUGAGUGCUUACGGUCAGGCCGGAAGUGUAGCUGAAGAGGUGCUCGGAGCAAUAAGAACAGUUGUGGCAUUUGGUGGUGAAAAAGUUGAAGUUGCUAGAUACACGAAGAAACUGGAACCAGCAGAGAGUACGGGAAUCAAGCGUGGAUUGUGGUCGGGUGUUGGUGGUGGUGUCAUGUGGUUUAUCAUCUACAUGAGCUAUGCCCUCGCAUUCUGGUAUGGAGUGCAAUUGAUUCUCGAGGACAAGCCCAAAGAGGAUAAAGAGUAUACACCAGCAGUUCUUGUCAUUGUUUUCUUUGGAGUUCUGGCUGGUGCACAAAACAUGGGGCUUACAUCACCCCAUCUUGAGGCAUUUGCGGUGGCACGUGGUUCAGCAGCAGCGGUAUUUCAAGUUUUAGAUCGUGUACCCACGAUCGAUAGCCUCAGCAGUGAGGGUCUCAAGUUGAAAAGUGUUAAUGGGGACAUAGAAUUUAAGGAUGUGCACUUUCGCUAUCCAGCUAGGAAGGACGUCAAAGUUCUCCAGGGAUUGAAUUUGAAGAUCAAACAUGGUGAAACUGUGGCAUUGGUAGGUGGCUCUGGUUGCGGUAAAUCGACCUGUUUGCAGCUGAUUCAGCGGCUUUACGAUCCCCUGCAGGGACAGGUACUUUUGGACGGCAUUGAGAUACCUAAAUUGAAUGUCGCAUGGAUGAGAUCACACAUUGGCCUCGUGGGUCAGGAGCCAGUUCUAUUUGACACAACAAUCCGUGAAAAUAUACGGUACGGUAACGACAACGUUACAGAAGAGGAGAUGAUCAAAGCAGCAAAGGAAGCGAAUGCACAUGACUUCAUCAGUAAACUGCCCGAGGGUUAUGACAGUCCAGUGGGUGAACGAGGCUCUCAACUAUCAGGCGGACAGAAGCAGAGGAUAGCUAUAGCACGUGCCUUAGUCAGACGACCAGCGAUUCUCUUGCUUGACGAGGCAACAUCUGCUUUAGAUCUCCACAGCGAGGCAACUGUCCAACGCGCCCUCGACGCCGCGUCCAAAGGCAGAACAACGGUCAUUGUAACCCAUCGUCUCUCAACAAUCACCAAUGCCGACAGGAUUGUCUUCAUAAAGGAUGGACAAGUCGCCGAAAUGGGAACUCACGAGGAACUCCUCGCACUGGGAAAUCAUUAUCAUGCUUUGGUAUCAGCUGAUGCCAGUGCUACUGCCAGAGCGAAAGCCACUGCGUCCGCGGCAAAAACCGUGACAGCGACAAAACCGAAGCCGAAGCCCCCCUUGAAGAAGCAGUUUUCCACCCUCUCGAUGCACUCACAUCGUCUCUCCUUGGCCGGUGGAUCGACAACAUCUGAAGAGGAACUUGAGGAGCAUGAAAAGCCGUAUGAUGCACCUACUAUGAGAAUAUUUGGCCUGAACAAGCCCGAGUGGCCAUACAAUGUGAUCGGUUGUCUAGCAGCUGCUGUGGUGGGCGCCUCGUUCCCAGCCUUUGCGGUAUUAUUCGGCAAAGUCUACGAGGUAUUAGGUCUACCGGACGACGAUGAGAUACGCGCUGAAACCGUAAACUUCUCAAUUCUCUUCAUUGUGGUUGGCAUCAUAACGGGAGUUGGUACUUUCCUCCAAAUGUACAUGUUCGGUCUUGCGGGUGUGAGGAUGACCACGAGAUUGAGGAGUAUAACGUUUGCGGCAAUGUUGAAACAAGAGAUGGGCUGGUUCGAUGAGGAUACAAAUAGUGUGGGUGCACUGUGUGCUAGAUUAUCGUCAGAUGCUUCCGCUGUUCAAGGUGCAACUGGCAGCAGAAUUGGAUCGAUUCUUCAAGCAAUGUCGACACUAGUUCUAGGCGUUGGUCUGUCACUGUACUUCACCUGGAAGAUGACACUUGUAUCCAUUGUCACGAUACCCCUAGUGCUGGGUGCUGUAUUUAUGGAAGCGAGAAUAAUGGGGGGUCAGGGGAUGGAGGAGAAGAAAAAAAUGGAAUGCGCCACUAGGAUAGCCAUUGAGGCAAUAUCAAAUAUACGUACUGUUGCCAGUUUGGGUAAAGAGGGGGCCUUUCUAGAUCGUUAUUGCGUGGAGAUGGCAAAGGUUGCUGCGGCUACCAGAACACGAAACCGUCUACGGGGUUUGGUCUUCUCCUGCGGUCAGACUAUACCGUAUUUUGGGUAUGCUCUUAGUCUCUAUUACGGUGGCUAUCUUGUGGCUAGAGAGGGCUUACCGUAUAAAGACGUGAUCACGGUAUCUGAAGCACUAAUCUUCGGCUCGUGGAUGCUUGGUCAGGCACUUGCCUUUGCGCCCAAUUUCAAUACAGCUAAGAUAUCUGCUGGCAGGAUAUUUCGUCUGUUGGAUCGAGUGCCAGAAAUCAUGACACCACCGGAAUUGGAUAAUAGGGAUAAGGAUUGGAAGGCUGAUGGACUCAUACAGUUUUCCAAAGUUGAAUUUCAUUAUCCAACGCGCGUUGAGAGUCAGAUUCUUCGUGGUCUCAAUUUGAUUGUUAAACCUGGCCAAAUGGUUGCAUUGGUUGGCCAGAGUGGAUGUGGUAAAUCAACGUGUAUCCAGCUACUUCAACGACUUUAUGAUCCAGUGUCGGGUACUGUUACUAUGGAUAGACGUGACAUUUCAUCGGUAUCGCUUUCUGCAUUGAGAGCACAACUCGGUGUUGUAGGACAAGAGCCUGUAUUGUUUGAUCGUACUAUCGCUGAAAAUAUUGCUUAUGGUGACAAUAAUCGUAUUGUUGGGAUGGAGGAGAUCAUCGAAGCCGCUAAGAAAUCUAAUAUACAUAGUUUUGUCAGCUCUCUACCUUUGGGUUAUGAUACGAGACUUGGCAGUAAGGGCACUCAAUUGUCAGGUGGUCAGAAGCAGCGUAUAGCAAUAGCACGUGCUCUCGUCAGAAAUCCACGUAUACUUCUCCUCGAUGAGGCAACAUCAGCUCUCGAUACUCAGAGUGAAAAGGUCGUGCAAGCGGCGCUAGAUAAGGCCAUGGAGGGUAGAACUUGCAUCACUAUAGCUCAUCGUCUUGCCACCAUAAGAAACGCAGACGUGAUUUGCGUUUUUGAAAAGGGUACAGUAGCUGAGAUGGGUACACACGAUGACCUCAUUGCAGCUGAUGGUCUCUACGCUCACCUUCACGCUCUCCAGGAAGCAGCCAUGGAAUAAAUGACAAAAUUAUCGGAGUCCCGGAAUUUUUAUUUUUGUUCUUCUCGUUUUAACAUUUUUAUUUUUUCGUAUUAUCAAAUAGUGGGAGGGACAAUGCUAUGGAAAUGGAGGUAGAAUAUUCUUCUGAAGGUUCUCGAGAUCACGCAUUUAAGUUAUACGUGUAGUUUCAUGGCCGAAAAUCCCACCGACGCCCGGGAAUUUGAGAAGCUGAAGGUGUAAUCAUAAUAAUUUUUUCUCAUCUCUUUCAACUUUAUCCUCAAUCAACAGGGCCUUGGCACACUCGCCAGGAUUUUAUGAUCUUUUUUAAUGUAAAAGUAGGGGAAAUAUGAAUUUUCGGGUGGAUUGAUAGUUUGUCUGACCCAAUGUAGACUUGGGUUACUCAAUUAUUAUCAUAACUAGGUAUUUUUAUUUAGGUGGAGUGGUAGGUUGUGCGGAUACUUUCUGUCGUUGGAAAUAUCAAGCGCACAAAGAUUGAUCUUGAGAGAAUUUAUUUUCGUAUAGAAUUUUUUUGUAAGUAAAUUAUUCAGUGUUUUUCCUUCAUGUGCUGUCCUCCAUUAUCUAAUGGCGUACCAUGCGGUUAGUUAUAAUUUGUUUAUUUUUAAGAUUGAAUAGAUGUCUCCAGAGAGGGAAAAUAGGGUUGGUCUGAAGUCGCAGACUGUCGAAGUAAAUUUCGAUGUUUUAUUAUUGUAUACACAAAUAACACAGUUAGUCUCAAAUUUUCUACUAAUGAAGUGUCAUUAUUUUCGUAGAGUUGUAAUCAUUCUAUUCCAUAUUGUUUCAAUAAUUCUUAUUUUUGUCCCUGAAUUAUCGUCAAUUUCGUAACGUAUUUUCGUCUUAGUAAUGCUCAGUGCAAACUAGACUAACUUCCUGAGAAAAAAUUGCACAUGUUGCCGUCAUUAUCGAUGGAAUAAUCUUUAACGUAUUUUUUUUUCUUCACUUAUUGCAUGCACAACGAUAAUUAGAUACUCGGCCGCUCAUCACGGUAGGGUAAUCUACUUAUUCGCUGACGUAAAAAAGGACCGCGGGGGGAAUGGAAAAAACGCCCAGCGAGGCGAAAUCUUUCUUGUUAGCUCUCGUUAAACGAGGCAUGUGGAGCCACCGCAAGAAAAAAAAACUGGAGAAGUGUCUUUGCUAGUUAUAUUUUUUUAGAAUUCUUUAAAUUGCGACAAUCUUUUUAUCCUCCGUAUCUGUGGGAAUUCAAAGGAGAUAUACUCAUAGUUGAAUUUUUUUAUUGAAUAUGUGGUAGAAAGUACUUCUGUGCCUAUAUUGUGUCAAGCGAGUUUUGAUAUCUUGUACCGUGAAAGUAUGAAGUUCAAACGAUGCAUGAACAUGCAGACAAAAUGGUGGCAGCGAACUUAAUAAGAAUCGUUGAUGGCCUGUCUACUUUUUAAACUAGGAAGAAGCCUGUUAUAAUCCGUUGACACAGAGAGAAUGACUUCAUGCAUUCGUUGAGAAAUUUUAUUGGGAUUCUGCUGGGAAUCCUUGAAGAGUUCACUGAUUUCUAUGAAACAAUCUACAAAUUUCCAAUAAAAUUUUUUAGAAAACGCUUCUCAUUUUGGGAAUUGUCAUAGAAUAAGAGUAGAAACUGUCUUUUGGCAGUUUGUUUUCGGCCGAUGACAAUACAUCUGUGUAGAUAUACGUAUAUUAAACGAUACUGACCAGUCUUAAAGAGCAAGCCUGAGAAAUGAUCGCUAGGCAAUCGAUCAUUGAACGGGUAGGUAUAUAACUGUUACUUAAAAGAUGUAAAUAAAAUAUGCAGACAUUGACGCGUGGUCUAACUUAGCAGUUCAGUGAUACUAGAUGUUACUAUAUACAUGAACGAGUAUUACUUUUUUUGUUUUUUUUGUUCAAUGUUGAUGAGAGAGACGAGCAAAUAUUGGAAGCAUUGUAAUCCGCCAUGUACCAACUUAUGAGCAUGAGAAAAUAAAUCGUUUUAAUGCGAAAA